AUGGCAGUGUGAGUGUGAAUUGUACCGCCAAAGAAGCACGAUCGUGAAUGCCCAGCGCAUCAGAUCUGAUACAGUAGCAGUCACGAGGAGUAGUACAUCCAACGUGCAGUCGCAGUGCGCGAAGCUCUUGAGUCCAUGACAGCCAGUGGAAAAGUCUGACGAGUGUCGCAAGCUGAAAUAGUAUCAAACGUUGCUGGCAUUGCUCUCACCUCUCUUUUCUCAUCCACGACCUACAUCCCUGCCAUUCGCCAUCGCCGUGACACAUCGUUGGCAUUUACACCCUCCCACUCUUAUCCCCAAAGCACUCUCUUUCCCACUACGGCGGUAAGUUGGAUGGCACACGGACGCGCUAGUCAGUCUGCGUCAGUGCAAGCGGUCUCUCACGCUCGCUCGCCCUAUCACUCCUCCUCCCCCUCCUCCUAAUCCUCAUCAUCAUGCACAGAUGACCCGCCUUGCGACUUCCGGUCUCUCGCUUCUCCGCGCAUCGUCCAACCGAGCACUGAGCAGCACAAGCACAAGCGCAGUCCGAGCUUCCAGCGUCUCUCUGCUAAACGCUUCCCGUCCCGCCCCCUCCAAGGCUUCCUCCCGCCAACCCUACAACCUUCGCGCCGCCCUCUUCUCCACCUCUGCUAGCAAGAUGGCUGGCGGUGCUGGUCUUGGUGAAUCCAAUGUCCGCCCUGACCCCGAUCAGGUCGUUCAGGACAUUGCCGACGUGAGUGAGCUGAGGGUGGGCUCGCUCUGGUGCCGCAUGUAUGCGCUUGCUGCCUCUGAUCACUGUCCUCCGACUUGACUGUUCUCUGUCUGUUCUGGUGCUGCUUCUUCACUGCAGUAUGUGCACAAGUGAGUGCCAAGGUUCCGAAUCUUGCUCAUCUCGCAGAACGGUCAGACACUGAUGCAAGAGCUCCGUCUCGCAGCUUCGAAAUCACCUCCGAGACAGCCUGGAACACUGCCCGGCUGUGCCUGAUGGACUCUUUGGGUUGCCACAUGGAAGCUUUGCGCUACCCUGGCGCUCGUGCUGUCCUCGGCCCCGUGGUUCCCGGCACCGUCGUGCCGAACGGAGCUAAGGUGGGUGACAGUGUGGAGGUUCAGGUUGCAGCCCAAGUCAGUCGCAAGCUCACGCUAUGUUCUUUUGCUCGCUCUUGGAUGCGUAGGUGCCAGGCACCAACUACCAGCUGGACCCGAUCCGUGCUGCUUUCAACAACGGCGCUCUGAUCCGCUGGUUAGACUUCAAUGACACUUGGCUCGCAGCCGAGUGGGGUCACCCUUCCGACAACAUCGGUUCCAUUCUUGCUGUCACCGACUGGCUCAGCCGCACUGCUGUCGCUGAGGGUAAGGCUCCCCUGAAGGUCAAGGACAUUCUCGAGGGUGCUAUCAAGGCCCACGAGAUUCAGGGCAACUUGGCCAUUAAGAAUUCCUUCAACCGCGUUGGUUUGGACCACGUCGUCCUCGUCAAGGUCGCCUCCACUGCCGUCGUCUCCAAACUUCUUGGCAACACCCGUGACCAGACUGUGGACGCCAUCUCUCAGGCGUUCGUGGAUGGCCAGUCCCUGCGUACUUACAGGCACGCUCCCAACGCCGGCUCCAGAAAGUCUUGGGCUGCCGGUGACGCAUGCAGCCGCGCUGUGAACCUUGCUCUUCUGGUUCAAAAGGGAGAGAUGGGAUACAACUCUGUGCUGACUGCCAAGACUUGGGGCUUCUACGAUGUGCUCUUCAAGGGCAAGGCCUUUGAGUUCGAGAGAGGUUACGGAAGCUAUGUGAUGGAGAACGUCCUCUUCAAGCUUGUACCUGCUGAGUUCCACGCUCAGACGGCUGUCGAGGCUUCCAUCAUUCUGAACCAGAAGUUCACCGAGGCUGGAAAGACCGCCAAGGACAUCAGCAAGAUCAAGAUUUUGACUCAGGACAGCGCUAUCCGUAUCAUUAGCAAGGCUGGUCACUUGGCCAACUACGGUGAGUUUGCGGACCCGGCGAACAUCUCAGUAGGAGCACGUCGUGAUUUGAGGGCUCAUUUCUUUCCCUUGCUCCCACAGCCGACCGUGACCACAGUCUGCAGUACAUGGCUGCCCUCGGCUUGCUCUUCGGCAAGUGCGAGCCUCACAUGUACGGAGACGACUUCGCCGCCGAGCACGGUGCAGCGAUCGACUCUCUUCGUGAGAAGAUGUGGGUCGAGGAGGACGCUGGCUACACGGAGACCUACUUGGACCCUUCCAAGCGCACCAUCGGAAACAGCGUCGAGCUCGAGUUCACUGACGGCUCCAAGCUCGGCCCCGUCGCGCUCGAGUACCCCGUGGGCCACGUGAGUGACUGGCUGACUCGUCUUGUCGCGCUCUAAGGCACAACGCUGAUCACGAGAGGUCUUUUUGGCCCCUUCUGCCGAUCUCUCUGCUAUCAUUAGCGCGCACGUCGUGAGGAGUCCAUUCCUCUCAUCAAGAAGAAGCUCGGCGUUCACCUCGAGGGCCAAUUCGACGAGGCCAAGAAGCAAGAGCUGCUCAGCUUGAUCGAUGACCACGAGAAGCUGAUCAGCCUCGACGCUCACAAGUUUGUCGACCUCUGGGUCAAGAACUGA
Ceraceosorus bombacis is the source of this 2563-nucleotide messenger RNA. Lineage: Eukaryota; Fungi; Basidiomycota; Exobasidiomycetes; Ceraceosorales; Ceraceosoraceae. The record is from the annotation of a GenBank genome assembly.